AUGUUACGCUUUUGGGUUUCUAUUGGAUUUUCUUUAUUAAUUCAUACAGAGUUUUGUUCUGCUUUCUGUCCAAAGAAUGGAAUAAGUGGAUCAACCGCUGGGAGCUGCUUUUUCGGACUCGAACUCAAUAAAACAUUUGAUGAUGCUAACAAUUUUUGCGCAACAUAUUUUAAUGGAAAGCUUGCCUCAAUUACGACUCCUCUCGAUGAUUCAAAAGUGCUCGAAUUGGCAAGAAGUUUCUUCAAGAGCGCCGAGAAUGUAUGGCUUGGAGGCACAUAUGAUGGCUCGAAAAUUGAAUGGCUCGAUGGAUCGCCAGAUGUCUAUCAAAACUUUGUUUCAGAGACAGCACCCGGGAAAGUUGUGUUGAAUUUGAAAGGCGAAUUGACAAAAACCGGAGUGAACGACCUGCAAGCGUGGAUUUUGUUCGGUGGACAACGGACUGGACCUGGUGUCGAUGAUUGGAAAUGGUCGGAUGGAUCACCGUGGAAUUACACGAAUUGGGCUCCCGGGGAACCGAACUCCGGGGACAGUCACUGUGUUCGUAUUUACGCCGAUGUAACCAAUCCAGCUAUGACGGCCAAAUGGGACGAUUGGCCCUCUGUGGACUUUGCUUACAAAACGGAUGGCUGGUGCGGUGUGGUUGCUACGGGACAGUGUUGCCCUUUAUGGCGCCCCUAUCCCUCAACAAUCAUCAGUGUCAAGGGCCAUGUGGUCAUUCUGAUUGGAAAUACGGCUAUUGUGAGGAGGAGAAUCAGUGGUUUAUGGGGAGGACAAAGGAUGAUUGGAGUUGGUUGCCUGGGACAACGAAGAAAACCUGAUUGGAACAGAGCCUCUUGGACAACUCUUGACGAAAAAGUUUCACUGAACGAUUUUGAGUUGAUCUUGGAUUUCGACGAUUUGGACGACUUGAUUUCGAUCGAUCAC
This is a messenger RNA of Mesorhabditis belari, 924 nucleotides long. The record is from the annotation of a GenBank genome assembly. Lineage: Eukaryota; Metazoa; Nematoda; Chromadorea; Rhabditida; Rhabditidae.